AUGCGCGACGUAUUGGGUAUCACCAAGAGCACCGACAUUCUCGAGCACAUCUUUUCGCUGCCGACCCCGGGACCACAAGAGGAAGCCAUGGAGUCCAUCCGGGCCAUCGAACGGAAGAGCAUGUCCGAACAAACCCCCCAACCAGGCCUGACAACCCUAAUGGCCCACCUAGACGCCCACGACAUCCGCAAGGGCAUCUGCACGCGCAACUUCGAGCAGCCCGUCACGCACCUCCUAACAAAAUUCCUACCUCCAUCCUCCACUUCCAAACCCUUCCACCCCAUCGUGACGCGCGACUUCCGCCCGCCGAAGCCGGAACCGGCGGGCCUGCUGUUCAUCGCGCGCAGCUGGGGCCUAGUGCGGCGCGUCGAGGGCCCAGCGGAUGAGGGGGCGGUGCGGGAGUUGCUGCUAUCGAGCGCCGGGACUGAGGGGGAGAGGGAGGGGGCUGUGGGUGUAGACGGAAAGACGGAUGAAAAGGGAGAGGGGGAGAUUAGCGAAGUCGGCGACGCCUCGGCCCUCAUCAUGGUGGGCGACUCCAUCGACGACAUGACGGCGGGCCGCCGCGCCGGCGCCGCCACCGUCCUGUUGGUCAAUGAUGCGAACCGGCAUCUGGCCGAGCACGAGCACACGGACCUCGUUAUCGAGCGGCUGGACGACCUGGUUCAGGUGUUGGAUUUUGGAUUCGUGGGUAAGGAGAUAGGGGCGUCGGACUGA
Molecule: messenger RNA, 714 nt
Organism: Anthostomella pinea
Lineage: Eukaryota; Fungi; Ascomycota; Sordariomycetes; Xylariales; Xylariaceae
Source: the annotation of a GenBank genome assembly